AUGUCGAUUGGUGCAUCUCUUGCUGGGUUUCACACAUCAAUAAGGCCUGUGGUUGCAGUUGAUGGGACAUUUUUGAAAGCAAAGUACUUAGGGACUUUAUUUAUUGCAGCGUGUAAAGAUGGCAACAAUCAGAUAUACCCUUUAGCCUUUGGGAUUGGUGAUUCAGAAAAUGAUGCCUCAUGGGAGUGGUUUUUACAAAAACUACAUGAUGCACUUGGACACAUUGAUGAUUUGUUUGUGAUAUCAGAUCGACAUGGUAGCAUUGAGAAAGCAGUACAUAAAGUAUUUCCCCAUGCGAGGCAUGGUGUCUGCACUUAUCACGUUGGACAAAAUUUGAAGACAAAGUUCAAGAAUCCUGCAAUUCAUAAGUUGUUCCAUGAUGCUGCCCAUGCUUAUCGUGUUUCAGAGUUUAAUUUUAUAUUUGGGCAACUAGAGAUGAUUGACCCAAGAGCAGCAAGAUAUUUGAUGGAUAUAGGUGUUGAUCGAUGGGCACGUUCAUAUUCUACCGAAAAAAGAUAUAAUAUCAUGACGACAAGGAUCGUUGAAAGCCUUAAUGCUGUGUUGAAAAAUGCUAGAGAUCUUCCGGUUUUGCAAUUGGUUGAAGAAUUGAGAAACUUACUUCAAAAAUGGUUUGUGACUCGUCAACAACAAGCAAUGUCAAUGUCAACUGAACUUACCAUGUGGGCUGAUGGAGAACUUCGUUCUAGGUAUAAUAUGUCAGCAACAUAUCUAGUGGAACCUAUCAACUCCAAGGAGUGUAAUGUUAACUAUGCUGGCAUUAGUGCUCAAGUGAAUUUAGACACUCGUUCAUGCACAUGUCGACAAUUUGAUCUUGAUCAUAUUCCAUGUGCACAUGCUAUUGCUGCUUGUAGAUUUUACAACAUUUCAUGUUACACUUUGUGCUCCAAGCAUUUUACUACUAAAGCAUUGUUAUCUUCAUAUUCAGGGUGUAUUUAUCCAACUGGAAAUGAAAUAGAUUGGGUAGUACCUAAUCAUAUUCGUGAUAAAGUUGUGUUACCACCUAAAACAAGACGCCCAACAGGAAGACCAAGGAAAGUAAGAAUUCCUUCUGGUGGAGAGGGCAAGCGCACAUCUCGUUGUAGUCGAUGUGGUCAAUAUGGGCAUAAUCGGAAAACAUGCAAACGACCAAUCCCUUGA
Molecule: messenger RNA, 1158 nt
Organism: Vitis vinifera (wine grape)
Lineage: Eukaryota; Viridiplantae; Streptophyta; Magnoliopsida; Vitales; Vitaceae
Exons: 1
Coding region: 1-1158 (385 amino acids)
Molecular function (GO): zinc ion binding; nucleic acid binding
Source: RefSeq, a predicted model, not a curated record